UCUCUGCUUGUACUUUGACACCACUUCCUCUCCAGUAAUGGCGUCUCUGUGAAACAGACCUACAGCAAACGUUUGAAAACUACAUCAGAAAACCAACUAAUCGAGGCACUCGUAUAGCGAUUUGAGCAAGAUGCCAGUGUCAGUAGGGUCAUACGGACAGGCUGCCCAACCCAGCUGUUUUGACAGAGUCAAGAUGGGCUUCAUGAUGGGGUUUGCAGUGGGCAUGGCAGCGGGUGCCAUGUUCGGAACCUUCUCCUGUCUGAGGAUCGGCAUGAGGGGACGAGAGCUGAUGGGAGGAGUUGGGAAGACAAUGAUGCAAAGCGGCGGCACAUUCGGAACCUUCAUGUCGAUUGGGAUGGGAAUCCGAUGUUAAAACCACACUGAUUUCAUCUGUCAAGUUACAGGACUUUGAAGCAUUUCUAGAUUCAUCCAUUUGUCACCAUACUCACAUUCGAUGACACGGGUGUCAAUAAAGACAAUGAUUAAAAACACUGCAGAUUUUCCAGU
Messenger RNA from Xyrauchen texanus (razorback sucker), 507 nucleotides. RefSeq names its product reactive oxygen species modulator 1-like. The transcript has 3 exons. Lineage: Eukaryota; Metazoa; Chordata; Actinopteri; Cypriniformes; Catostomidae. The coding region runs from base 131 to 373 and encodes 80 amino acids. The record is from RefSeq and is a predicted model, not a curated record. Gene Ontology annotation, biological process: protein import into mitochondrial matrix; protein insertion into mitochondrial inner membrane. Gene Ontology annotation, cellular component: TIM23 mitochondrial import inner membrane translocase complex.